Oryza brachyantha (malo sina) is the source of this 2703-nucleotide messenger RNA. Its product is annotated as peptide-N(4)-(N-acetyl-beta-glucosaminyl)asparagine amidase. The transcript has 17 exons. The coding region runs from base 47 to 2410 and encodes 787 amino acids. The record is from RefSeq and is a predicted model, not a curated record. Gene Ontology annotation, molecular function: peptide-N4-(N-acetyl-beta-glucosaminyl)asparagine amidase activity. NCBI's taxonomy places the organism in Eukaryota, Viridiplantae, Streptophyta, Magnoliopsida, Poales, Poaceae. Gene Ontology annotation, biological process: glycoprotein catabolic process; protein quality control for misfolded or incompletely synthesized proteins; protein deglycosylation. Gene Ontology annotation, cellular component: cytosol; nucleus.
ACCAUAGGGGUGGACUCGCGCGCUGAGAGAGAGAGAGAGCUGCGCGAUGGUGGCCCGGCGGUUCGUCGUGAGGCAGGACCCCGCCGGCGGCGGCGGCGAGGGGGAGGCGGAGGUGGAGGAGCACGAGCUGGAGUACGACACGGAGCACGGCCUCGACAUCCUGCGCCUCCAGAUCUUCUCCCUCACCUCCGUCCCGCCCGAGCUCCAGAAGAUCGUGGUGGAGGCGGACGGGACCGUGGUGGGCGACGGCACCGACCUGGAGGCCAUCUCCGAGGGACUCCGCCUCGUGGCCAUCUCCGGGGAGGACGAUGAGGAGGAGGGGAAGGACGCUGCUGCGGCGGAGGCUGCGAGGGCGCAUGAGAAAUCGGACGAGGAGCUCGCGAGGAUGAUUCAGAUUGUGGUGGAGGCAGAUGGAUCAAGGCUGAAUGAUGGAACCGGCAUGGGGUCCAUCUCCGAGGGCCCCUGUAUUGUGGCCAUCAGUGAGGGGGAGGACGUGGCUGUGGCAGAGUUAGCCAGGAUGCAGGAGAAAUCUGACGAGGAGUUGGCAAGGAUGCUUCAGGCGGAAGAAGAGGCACUUCUGCUACAACAAUACAGCAUACGCAAUGAUGGAGGGCAAGAAUUCAGAAAAAGAGUUGAGCCUUACAUGCACCAGGUUCUGAUGUAUGAGGAUCCAAUGCGUCAAGACGCAGCGCGGAAGACUGUUCCGAUAGAUGAACUUCAGGAGAAGGCACUGAUUUCACUAGCUAAGGAAGGGAACUUCAGUCCUUCAAAGGAUGAAGAGGAUCAUGCCUUUCUGCUGCAAUUGCUUUUCUGGUUUAAGCAAUCAUUCAGAUGGGUUAAUGCAGCACCUUGCGACAGCUGUGGUCGUGAAACAUUCAAUGUUGGAAUGGGCACCCCACUUCCAUCAGAACUUAAAUUUGGUGCCAACCGUGUCGAGAUUUAUAGGUGCAAUCAUUGCUCCAGUACCACCCGUUUUCCAAGAUACAAUGAUCCAUAUAAGCUUAUAGAAACUAGGAAAGGACGCUGUGGAGAAUGGGCCAAUUGUUUUACAUUCUACUGUCGAACUUUUGGAUAUGAAGCUCGCCUGAUUCUGGAUUUCACUGAUCAUGUGUGGACAGAAUGCUUUUCAAAUUUGUGUGGGAGGUGGAUGCAUCUUGAUCCAUGCGAAGGAGUUUAUGAUAAUCCUUUAUUGUAUGAGAAAGGGUGGAACAAAAAAUUAGAUUAUGUAAUUGCUAUUUCAAAAGAUGGAGUACGUGAUGUAACAAAACGCUACACCAGAAAGUGGCAUGAGGUUCUUUCUAGGCGAAUUAUUACCUCUGAAGAUACUGUUGCAGCUAUCUUGUCAUCUAUAACAGGGAAAUAUCGCAGUGGAUUGUCAAUUAAUAGCCUCACGGUUACAGAAAAUCGUGACAGGAAAGAGUCUGAGGAACUUAGCAAAGCUGCUUAUCUUGAAGUUGAUGCCACCAUAUCUUUACCUGGAAGGCAAAGUGGCUCCGUGGAAUGGAGAAAAGCAAGGGCAGAACUAGGUCAAGUUGAGUCGCUCGCCUACUCAUCUUGCCCUUCUCGAAAAUGUGUGGAUGCUCAUGUUUCAAAAAUAUAUGAUGCUCUUUCUGCUCUUCUUUCACAUUUUUGUGAUGGAGACAUCCCUAAAGAAAGAGUUAUCGAAGUUUUUGACACGCUGAAGUGCUUGAUGCAAAAUCUUAAAGAUGCUAAGUUUAAAAGCAAGAGAGCUACAUUAGACAAAAAAACACAGCUGGUUUUUGAGGAGUUUUUUCCUUCUGUUGAAAGAUUGCUUUGUGCUAUGUCCUUGAAAACAGAGUUGGGUAAAGAUGGAGAACGCUCUGUGACUACAGCUGGAAAUGCAAUACAUACAUCCUUAGCAUUACCAGUGGCAAUUGAUGCAGUUGAUGAGAUAUUGAGUAAUUAUAAGAGUAAUGCGGUUUGCACAAAAGGUCAUCGAUUCCCAAGAGGCAAUAGACUCUGUUCAGGUUCCGUCCUUGCAAGUGGUGAACAACUCCCAAUUGGAAUUGCAACAGCGGCAUUUGAUGGCAUUCGCUCAUCCAAAUGGGAAGAGCCUGAUGGAGCCAAAGGAUGCUGGAUAAUUUAUAGAAUGCUUGAUGGCCAAACUUGUGAGCUGGAGUCAUAUGAUUUGAUGUCAGCUAAUGAUGUACCAGAGAGGGAUCCGAUGGACUGGGUUCUUGAAGGCAGCGCAGAUGGAGGCUCCACCUGGAAUACAAUAGACGCCCGGAGUUCUGUAAUUUUCGACAACCGUUUCUAUAGGAAAACAUUUACCGUGGAUAAGAGUUAUAAAACGAAUGCUUUUAGGUUUCGGUUUCUACGAGUGAGAGAAUCUAAUGGCAAUCCAAGGUUUCAGAUAGGUUCAAUUGACCUUUACGGGAAAAGCACAUAGCUUUCUUGAAAGUUUGUUCUCAAAUAGAAAGCUCAACAAGUGACAUUUAAACCUUUCCGAAGAUAAACUAACCAUGGCUGUGACCAUGGCCUAUUAUUUGCAAGUAGCAAGCAACAGUCGCACUGCUUGUUGGAAGAUUGUAACGUGAAGUAACGCUAUGGAAGGAGUGAUCAUCCCUUCAAUUCUUGAGAGAACUCCUUAUAUGCCACGUUGCCACUAGUUUGUUUCCUACAACAAUGCAAGAGUGCUGCAGAAUAAGGAGGCAUGAAAGGAUGUCUUGAUUGUUGUGUUAC